AUUUUAAUUUUAUUAUUUUUUUAGGCAUUUAGUCGUGCUCAUAGAAUAGGUCAAGCAAAUAAGGUUAUGAUAUAUCGGUUUGUGACAAGGGCAUCUGUAGAAGAACGUAUUACACAGGUGGCUAAAAAGAAAAUGAUGUUGACUCAUUUAGUAGUACGACCUGGACUAGGAAGCAGAGCAAACACAAUGUCUAAACAAGAAUUAGAUGAUAUAUUAAGGUUCGGUACCGAACAAUUAUUUAAAGAUGAUGACGGCAAAGAGGAUCUUAUUCAUUACGACGAAAAAGCCAUUGAUGGAUUAUUAGAUCGUACAAAAGAGGGAAUUGAACAGAAAGAAUUGUGGGCAAACGAAUACUUAAGUUCUUUCAAAGUUGCUGCUUAUGUAACAAAGGAAGCAGAAGAAAAAGAACCAGAGACUGAAAUUUUAAAACAAGAAGUUGAAUCGGCAGAUCCUGCAUAUUGGGAAAAGCUUCUUAGGCAUCACUAUGAACAGCAGCAAGAAGAUAUGGCUCGUUCUCUCGGUAAAGGAAAGAGAGUUCGUAAACAAGUUAAUUAUAAUGAUGCGAUGGGACCGCAGGACGAUUCGACGUGGCAAGAUAACUUAUCUGAUUAUAAUUCAGAAUUUUCUGUACCAUCGGAUGACAAUGAAGAUGAUGAUGACUUUGAAGAGAAGAAUGAAGAAAAGAAUACUAGGAGGAAAAGCCGUUCAUUGCAAAAUGACAAAGAUAAACCUCUACCUCCAUUGUUGGCCAGGGUUGGAGGAAACAUUGAAGUUCUUGGCUUCAAUGCAAGACAACGUAAGGCUUUCUUAAAUGCUAUUAUGAGAUAUGGCAUGCCUCCACAAGAUGCUUUCAACUCUCAAUGGCUGGUUAGAGACUUGCGAGGAAAGUCUGAAAAGAAUUUCAAAGCUUACGUUUCUUUAUUUAUGCGCCAUUUGUGCGAGCCGGGAGCAGAUAAUUCCGAAACAUUUGCUGACGGUGUUCCUAGAGAAGGUUUAUCUCGUCAACAUGUACUUACUCGUAUAGGUGUGAUGUCUCUUAUUAGGAAAAAGGUACGUAGUUAUAAAUAUUUUAAUGGAAGAAUUCUGGUUGAGGUGAAAUUAUUGAUAUUUAUGAGAGCAAACAGCUAUUGUUGGAUUUAUAACUUCACAACACGAAUACCAAUAAAAUGUUACAUAUUUGCUUCCAAUAAAUUGGAGAUUCUUUACACUAAAACAACUGGACUUACCUUAUACCAUAGAAUUCCCAGAAAUGAUGAUAAUUUUCUGUAUUUAGGUCCAGUUUUUACACUUUGUUAUAAUGACUUUUUGGAAUUAUUUGUUUAA
Molecule: messenger RNA, 1323 nt
Organism: Centruroides sculpturatus (bark scorpion)
Lineage: Eukaryota; Metazoa; Arthropoda; Arachnida; Scorpiones; Buthidae
Product: chromodomain-helicase-DNA-binding protein Mi-2 homolog
Exons: 8
Coding region: 67-1323 (418 amino acids)
Biological process (GO): negative regulation of transcription by RNA polymerase II; chromatin remodeling
Cellular component (GO): nucleus; chromatin
Molecular function (GO): chromatin binding; DNA binding; histone binding
Source: RefSeq, a predicted model, not a curated record